ACAUAAUUCUAGAGAAAGAAAAGACAGCCAUGUUCGCGAAGCUCCUCACCAUCGUCUUCUUUGUCAUUCUAGUCUCUCAACUCCUAAAGUCCUCUUCCCAAUUUCUCGACAACUUCACUUACAAUGGCUUCCAUCCUCCGUUAAAUCUCAUAUCCCUCCAAGGAAUCGCUAGGGUCACGCCCACGGGUCUAUUAGAGCUAACCAAUUCAACGUCGCAUCAAACCGGUCACGCCUUCUACACCCAACCAAUCCGGUUCAAAGAUUCUCCAAAUGACACCGUCUCAUCCUUCUCCACAACAUUUGUCUUCGCCAUCCACUCACAGAUUCCAACCCUUGGCGGCGACGGCAUCACCUUUGUCGUGGCCCCUACCUCCAGCCUCCCGUUUGUAAGAUCCGGCGCCCAAUACCUCGGACUCUUCAACCGCACGAACAACGGUAAUGAAACGAAUAAUAUAUUCGCUGUUGAACUAGACACGAUACAGAAUAAAGAGUUCAAUGACACGAAUGAUAACCAUGUCGGGAUCGAUAUCAAUAGCUUGAAGUCAGUGAAAAGUUCGCCGGCGGGGUACUGGGACGAGAAAAGUCAGUUUAAGAACCUUACGUUGAUCAGUGGUAAGCCCAUGCAGGUUUGGGUCGAGUAUGAUGGUCUCACCCAUCAGAUCAACGUAACAAUGGCUCCUUUCAACCAUGAUAAACCUAUAAAACCGCUUAUCUCUACUGUCAGGGAUCUGUCCCAAGUUUUUCUGGAAGAUAUGUUCGUAGGUUUCUCGUCUUCAACUGGUUUGAUUAAGACAAAACAUGUUAUCCUUGGGUGGAGUUUCCGGCUGAAGGGGAGAGCUCCUCCGUUACACUUACAAAGUCUUCCAAAAUUUAUAGAGUCGCAGUACAAGAGAAGCGGGGACACACCGUUGACUUCCGUGUUUAUUCCAGUGUCAGUUCCCCUUGUGUUUAUGAUUUCGCUCAUCUUCCUUGCGUGCUUCAUAUUAAGGAGGAAAAGAAAGUUUACAGAGAAGCUAGAAGAUUGGGAAACAGAGUUCAGGAAGAACCGACUCAAGUUCAAAGACUUGUACUAUGCCACCAGAGGAUUCAACGACCUUCUCGGAUCUGGCGGGUUUGGAAGCGUCUACAAAGGUGUCAUGAAAAAGAAAGAGAUCGCCGUGAAAAGAGUGUCGAACGAAUCCCGACAAGGGUUGAAAGAGUUUGUGUCUGAGAUCGUGACUAUUGGUCGGAUGAGUCACCGGAACUUAGUCCCUCUCUUGGGUUAUUGCCGCCGGAAAAAGGAGCUUCUUCUGGUGUACGAGUACAUGCCCAACGGAAGCUUAGAUAAAUAUUUGUAUAAUAGUUCCGAGGCUACCCUCAACUGGAAACAGAGAAUUACAAUCAUUAAAGGUGUGGCCUCUGCUUUAUUCUUCCUCCACGACGACUGGGAACAAGUGGUGAUUCACCGCGACAUCAAAGCCAGCAACGUCUUAUUAGAUGUAAAUUACAAUGGGAGACUCGGAGAUUUCGGUUUAGCUCGGUUGUGCUGUCACGGUACAGAUCUUCAAACCACUCAUGUCGCUGGGACAUGGGGAUACCUAGCCCCCGACCUCAUGAGGACAGGAAAGGCCACGACUGCUACCGAUGUUUUUGCGUUUGGGGUGCUCCUACUAGAAGUUGUGUGCGGUAGACGUCCUAUUGAGAUUGAUAAUGAGAGUGGUGAGAGGGCCUUGCUCAAGGAUUGGGUUUUUGAGAUUUGGAGGGAGGGGAACAUUAUGGAUGCUAAGGAUCCAAAUCUAGGGACAGAGUAUGACCAAAGAGAGGUUGAAAUGGUUUUGAAACUAGGUUUGUUGUGCUCUCACUCCAACCCCCAGGCUAGACCAACGAUGAGACAAGUGUUACAUUACCUAAGCGGAGAUGCAAUGUUACCAGAUUUGUCGCCUUUGGACUUGUGUGGGAGCGAGAUGAUGUUGGAAACCCACCAUGAACUUAGCGAGAUAGGCAUGCUUACAGGUGGAUCUUCAAUGGUUGAUUCUGUACUCUCCGGUGGGAGGUGAUUUUUGAAUAUCAGAAUGUUUGUGUGCCUUACAUUACAGAUUAUAGAAAAGUUCUAACCGCAUGAUCAUGUUGUUCAUGAAAUAAAUGAAACUUUAUGAACUUGUUUUACAUAAACUUUUUUUU
Messenger RNA from Raphanus sativus (radish), 2160 nucleotides. RefSeq names its product L-type lectin-domain containing receptor kinase IV.4-like. The transcript has a single exon. The coding region runs from base 30 to 2036 and encodes 668 amino acids. Gene Ontology annotation, biological process: protein phosphorylation. The record is from RefSeq and is a predicted model, not a curated record. Gene Ontology annotation, molecular function: carbohydrate binding; protein kinase activity; ATP binding. Gene Ontology annotation, cellular component: plasma membrane. Lineage: Eukaryota; Viridiplantae; Streptophyta; Magnoliopsida; Brassicales; Brassicaceae.